AUGACUCUCAACACCAAACUCAAGCGCAAACCUCUUCCCUCUUCCCCUCCCAAGCCCUCAUCUCCUGUCUCCGAGUCCCUCCCCUCUUCCUCACCUCCCAAAGCUCGAUCUGCCAACGCAAUCCGCAGCUCCUCCAAGAACUGUCCUGUCUGCAAAGCCAUUCUCGUCAACCGCAACGGCAGCCUCGCGCGUCACGUUGAACGCCACGCAAAGCUUGCCAAAAUCGAGGCUAUGAAUAUCGACCUCAACCUUCCCCCAAAGGAAGCUCCUGACUUUGACGUAAAGCUCGCUCAGAAUAUGUGGCAGUCUGUUCCUGCGAGACGUCGCGCCACCGGCGGAGUCUUUCUUGACGGCCCACUAGCUGGAAAAGGCUUCUUUGAGGGUAUGCCGAAUGUUUUUCUCCCGAAUGGACGGGUCAAGCCGAAGUUGGCGUGGAUCAAGAAGGAUCUUGAGUCGCGGGUUGGACGUGGUCCGUUGAGGGCUCUCAAGAACGCCAACGCCAACGCUGGAUCUCUCCUGGACAGUGAGGAUUACAUGGGGAUCUAG
Molecule: messenger RNA, 546 nt
Organism: Fusarium fujikuroi IMI 58289
Lineage: Eukaryota; Fungi; Ascomycota; Sordariomycetes; Hypocreales; Nectriaceae
Exons: 2
Coding region: 1-546 (181 amino acids)
Source: RefSeq, a predicted model, not a curated record